This is a messenger RNA of Acanthaster planci (crown-of-thorns starfish), 5716 nucleotides long. It is a transcript of the gene cped1, whose product is annotated as cadherin like and PC-esterase domain containing 1. Gene Ontology annotation, biological process: protein modification process. Lineage: Eukaryota; Metazoa; Echinodermata; Asteroidea; Valvatida; Acanthasteridae. The record is from RefSeq and is a predicted model, not a curated record.
CACCUGUCAAAAAGUGGUUUUAAUAAUAGAACACCUUUCAGCGCGAGAUACAAUGUUGAAAGUACGAGUGCGAUGCGCUAACGCGUGAAACCUUGCUCAGUGGUGAAGCUAAGAUUAUAAAGAUAGGCUGUUGCUGAAAACCAACGUUUAUGCACAAAAUUUGUUGGUCGUUGUAAGCUGAUUAGACUCUGUGAAUCUCAGCAGUGAGUGAUGUUGACAAUGACAGAUUGAAAGCCCGAUCGAAAGUUGAACUUCUCAACCAAUACUGAACAUGAUGGAAGUUUGAAUGAAGGUCACGUCAACCACAUACUGUAUGCAUAGCCUAGUGUAUUCAUUCAGGUCGCCCAUGAACAGAGCUUGUUUGGGAGGACUCCAUGAUGCAGCGUGAGGACGCGACGUGAUUGGCCCGUCCCAAAUUUCGCGCUUCCUGUUGACGCUGCUGCUAGACUGUGCACCCGAUACUGGUGAUGCCGGCUGGCUGUACAGUAUGUUACGCUCUCAACGUGCUCGCUGUAGAUUUGUAACACCCCUCAUAGGUGGCAAAAGGGCAGGAUCUUUACAGCGUCAGCCAUCUUUGAAAAGUGCACCAUCUUGGAGCUGUGUCCACUUUGCAUCAAGAUCACACGCACUCACCCAAACUGGUUCAAGGCUUCAAGCACAAUGGUAGCACAAUUCCCAGGGGAGAAAUGACAACUUGGGUGAUCCUGCUGAUCAGCAAAUUUGAUCUCCCCCCCCCCAGCCUCCCUUCCAAACUAAAAAUUUACAUCGGCAAACACGACCUAUUGCCACAGGCAACUAUAUCCUGUCAGAGGAACUUGACGCACGGCUGGCUCUGGCUAUGAUGAACAGGGGCGGUUGUGUUUGGUAAACAACAGGACAGCUAGCACACGCACAGGGGCAGAGCAGGCAGGUAGUAGGCAGUCUGGAGGGUUGUUUUGGGAGAAUGAGAGUCCUGCGCUACAAGCUGAGCCGUCUGUGCCGAUCGCGGCUCGCAAAUGCCCUCCUCUCGGCCCUGGGCCUGGCCAGCUUCUCCCUCUACCUCAUCUACCAGUCAGACUCCAUGAUGCUGAUCAAAUCCGCCACUUCCAUCGGCCAAAUGGACAGGACCUUUGAUAGGACAUUGGAAGCGGGUCUGGUUGCUGGCGAGAGCAGGGACAGUCUGUCUGUCGCAGGCCCCGGACGGCUGAAGACAGAGCGAGCCAAGCUGGAAGACGGAGCAGUAAAGAAGAGAAAGUCACGGAAGGAGGAAGUUGCAAUAGAGGACAGUCCAAUUUAUAAACAUCUAGAGCAGCUGGAAUCAAUGCUCCUGAAACAAGCCAAGACAUUGAAGUCCAGAUCCGUAGAGGUCAGAGGUCAACCAGAGGUGAUCAACCGUGACCUGCCACUCUACGAAAAGGCAUUCACCAAACAGGGUUUUAUUGUGCGGCAGCCCAGCAAUUAUGAAGAGGCUUAUAUUGUUAGUAACAACACCAGCGCUGCAUGGGAUAAUGGGCAACCGCAGGCGGUUUCCUCCACUGACUGGCGGGGUUGGACAGUCCUCCUGUGCCUGGCAUUCACCGACGGGGACUCGAAAGAUUGCCUGGACAGAAGCUCCUUUACAAAGUUACGCAGCAGCCAGAAGGUCAACAGAAUCCCCGGAAUUCGGAACAUUUUAUGGAAGAAGGACGGUUUCUGUCACACCAUGAACCAGGCUAGGAGAAUUCCAGCUUUAAAGAAAACUUACCUAUCGCCGGCAUGCUGGGUCAUGCCAAGUCAAUUUGACCAGUUCUUGGGAGUGGCCGAUGCAUCAGGAGAUGAAGUAUGGUGGGUGUUCAAAUCCACCAGCCCCGGCGGUAACAUUCAGGUCCUACAACCGACCAAAGAGAAAGACUAUGCAAGAGUUAAAGAAUUUCGUUUUAAGAAGGCAGUGGCACAACAGUAUUUCCCUAACCCGUUACUCAUCUUUGGCAUGCCAGUCAACAUCCGGGCCUAUGUCCUGGUCACGUCCAUCAACCCACUCAGGGCUUUCAUCCACUCCGAAGGGCUGGUUCACUUCAGGCACGACUACCCACGAGGCUUCAAGAAGAUUCCAAACAGGACCUGGUACCUGGCUCAGUUCAAGCAUUACCUGAAGUAUAACUUUGGCUAUGAUGCAGCCGAGAGGGCCUUCCAGAACCUGGCAGCAGUCAUCGUCCAGACCUUGCUGGUGGCCGAGUCGUCACUGGUGGCACACUUUGGCCGCUUCUCAGCCCAUCCAUGGGACGAACAUUACAGGUGCAAGAAUUGUUUUCAGCUUCUUGGAUUUGAUGUUAUUUUCAAUUCCACACUUCAUGCAAUGGUUGUUGAGGUCAAUGGACAGCCCCAUCUGCAAGCAAACAGUGACACCACCAACUGGGCUAGCAAGACCAUCAAACAGAACACCGUUGAUGAUGCCAUCUCCAUUCUCGUGUCUGAGACAAUGGUCGCCAAGGAUGUUGCCCUCGCACUUGAGCAUCUAAAUCUAAAUGUUGGAAUAUUAGGCGUGAACUGCCGCUCCAACAACCAGAUGUGUCUGACCCAGGAGGACUUGGAGUAUCUCCUAGCAACCAGACGAGAGACUGUCAACCGGGGAAGUUAUCAACAGCUGUACCCCUCCUACACCAGCCUGAAGUACAACAGCCUCCUACGAGACAUCCAGCACGUCCUCGUGUCUCAGCUGCAGUUAGACGACAUCCCGCCGUACAACCACCAGGGGGCGCUGCUCACCUCCCCGACGCACCGGCAUGGCACGGCAGAGCUCCAGCAUGUGCUGGCCAACCUGGAGCAGUAUUACUGGAGCAUGGACAGGGGUCAACAGCAGGUGAUGGCCGGGGCCGUCUGGAGAGAGACGCAGCAGAAUCUUGGCAACGUCACCAGUCCUCACUGGGAUACGGGACGCAGUGAUGUCUUGAUCGGCAGCGCAUUUGAGAUUGACCCAAUGUACAGGGAUCCACGAUACCACAGACCAAGAUGUAGUGAUGAUCCAUCAGCUGUGCCAGAACUCUUAGACCUCCGGACUGACCCCAUGAUCAUCCUCACCCCAACUUUUGACCCAAAGAUCACCGAGUACCAGGCUGUGGUGCCCCAUGAGAUGGCUCUCAUCAAAGUUUGGGGAUAUGCCAAGAGCUGUGACUGUGAGGCCAGGUUGGAGGACAGACACGGUGUGUCAAGACCCUCCAACUACACCUUAGGAGUUGGGGAGAACCGGAUCAGCAUGCUGGUGGUAGACAUCACCCACUCACAACCCUGGGUGGUCAGCACCUACACGGUGUUCAUGCAUCGCCGGAGUGUCACUGACGGGGAGGCAGACUUUGACCACACUGAGAGGCAUCAGGUCUGCAGCCUGGUGCAGGAAUGCACUCUGCAGUUUCUUCAGGGGUCUUCCUGUGGAUUGAGUUUAGUUCCUGAUCUCUCCUGGGAGGACUACGUCAAGUCUAAGCCACACCUGCCUUUGUGUUCCAGUGGUGACAUUCAAGGAGAGUGGUUGGUUCCCUGCAGCCACUGUGUAGACAAGAGGAGCUGUUACUGGAGGGAAUCUGUGUGGCAGCCCAAGGGAUGUCGGUACCCCGCUAUUGAACAGGACAAGUUACAGAAGUGUCUUGCUGGGAAAAAGCUUCUUUUCAUUGGAGAUUCCACCAAUCGGGGCAUAAUGUACUACCUCAUGGAGAAGCUCAACGGCACCCUGACAGAAUGGGACAAGACCCACGACAUUAAGGUCUACACCAACCUCAACGGCAACCGGACAACAGUCAGCUUUGCCUACUACCCACAGUUCUGGCUGCCGGCCAGCGAGAGGCCCGUGUUCGACAAGGCCCUCUACCAGCUGAUCCAGCACUCCCGGCCACUGGAGAACAGCGAAAACACGGUGCUGGUGGUGGGCGGCGUACACUGGCUUGCCACCCACCACCUGAAGGUGCUGCAGAAGGCACUGAGAAGGGAGGGGUUGAGUAGCAUUCGAAAGAUAAUGAAGAGCCUUGGAGCUGGUUUCCACCAGCCGGUGGAUGGCAUGCACUGUCUCUCAUUGCAAGAGCAGCGUAAGAUGUUCUACCACAACCGCGGCAUCCUGGACUAUGCCAAAGACCUUCAGUUUGAUGUGGUGGACACAUUCAACAUGACCAUGGCCAGAUAUCGAGAGUUCCUAUUGGGCAAAUGUGCCUGCCAUUUCCACAGGGUAAACGAAGUCAUUCCAGAUACCAGUGCAACUUCCAAUCCCAUCCAGACACUGUGGAAUUUCCUCCAGCCCUCGUCUGAGGGUAUCAACAGGGGUAAGACCAAGAGAGAAGACCGCCACCAGAGGGCGCACUACCACGUGACUGGUGAAAUCAACGCGGUAUACGCUGAAAUUUUGAUCAGCAGAAUAUGCAGUGCUUGAACUGCUGUGUUGAGUAUAAAAGAUUUAAUUCUAUCCUGACUGAAUGCAUCUCCAUCAUCCACAGACCUACAUGUACCAGCAAAGUCGUCUUAUCAGACCAAGGACAGAUCCAGAAGUGAGUUUUUUAGGGGCAGUUAUGUUUUACCAGAGGGCCAACUAGUUUACCAGUCAUGGCUUUUCUGAGACUUGAGGCUACUUUGUUGGGCUUUUUGCAUGCUUUGAGAAGGAAGGGAAAUAAACAAUCUCAGAAGAAUCUUAUUUCCCUAGUUAUAUCCCCCCCCCGAUCAGACUAAUGUAAUGCGUUCUUUCUCUAGUGUGCUCAAGACCAAAGACAAGGUUUCUUUGUGCAGAUCCGACAACCAACAGCAGAAUGUUUCUGAUUGGGGUCUCGGGGUACUAGACAUAAGUCUGUGUAGUGGGGGAACUAAAUGCAGGUGUGGGAACAUAAGACAGAACUUUCAAGAAGUUUAGGGGAGUAGCUCGAUUGCCCAUUUCGCCAGUAACAUCAUGAGGUGUUUUGGCUGCUCGUAAGUAGAGGAGGUAACCUUAUUACACAUAUUACCUUGCCAGAUUUUACCAGUAUUUAUUCUUCAGUAAACUCUUGCCAAAGUAUAACUACUUUGAUUAAUUUUGCCCGAACCAGACAGAAGAGAUGACAGAAAAUUUGAAAGCCGUUAAUAAUUUGGGGAAAUAACGGUAAUUUGUUUUAGUCUACCGGGACACUCUUCAUCAUGUGCUCUAGAUUCUAAUGCACUCUUUCCAGCUAAAACUAGGAUCCAGACGGAUUUGAUUCAAAGAUAAUUUACUCACUCGAGUAGAAUGCAGUUUCACUUCAGUUGCCACCGGAAGUGGUUCUCUUUCAGACUAUUUCAGUCUAAAUUUUCACUUUAGAUUGUUUGGUCCACAGUUUCACACUUGAUAUAUAAUAAGGUAUUUUGUCAAAAUAACACACUGCAUUAUAUCACCAAAUGACUACUAGUAACAGAGUUUUUAACUUACCACAGUUGUGCAGAAGUGUUUAAAUUUAUAGUGUAAAAAUGACUUUCCAGAUGCGAUGAGUGAACUAUACAUUCAAAUGAUGCAAAUUUGGUUGACCUUAUAAUUUUAUGUGGACACAAUGCAAUAAAGAUUUAAAACAAUGCUGACUGAUGAUAGAGUUUGUAGGAAAAAAACCACAACAGUAGCAUGAUUUUUCUUAACUUUCAUUGUGUACAUAAGAGCUAUAUAUUUAUAAAGAUGUUUUCUAACGACCAACGAUGCACAGUGUAAUCAUUUGUUUGAGGCUUCCAGCAUCUUAAGCUCGUUGAUGCAAGUAAAUAAAUGCAUUCAAACCAGAAACAAUUUUAA